AUGGGACUGAAAACGGUACCGAUACAACUGACCAAUUGCUCCCGACUGCAAAUCCUAAACCUCUAUGGGAAUCAGAUCACCACAUUACCGGAAGAGCUGAAUAAAUUGCACAAAUUGGAACAACUUUAUCUGGAUCCGAGACACUUCAUCCAGGUUGUCACAAGUCAUCGUCAACCGUCCAGACCGUUUGGACCGAAUCUGUCUGCCAGAUCACCCAAUCCUUUCGUUCAAUCGAUUCCGGAUAACAUUCGAUCGUUGUUGGUGAGUGCCCCCGAGCAAACUGCAGGACAGUCAGACGAUUCGGUCAAAUUAGAUCGGGGAAUUCUCGAACAAAUCCGAGGACUGUUGAAACAAGGCAAAAUGAAAUCGCUCCAUGUGCCUAAUGUGAUUUUUCGUCUGAAAAACAUUCGUUUUCUUCGUUUGGAACAGUGCUGUAUGAACACACUACCCGAAAAUUUGACCACCAUGAAAUGCUUGGAAUCGAUCAGUUUAGCGGGCAACUAUUUUCGCAACAUACCCAGCGGGCUAUUUGGCUUGCGGCGAACGCUGAAGUUUUUGAAUCUGUCCGAAAAUGCACUGAACAGUGAGAACAAUGUCUUACGAUCUGGGUUCGGAAAUGAAUUGUCCAACCUGGUACAACUUCAACUACGUCAUAUGGGGUUGCGUCAAAUUGAACCCGGUUCGUUGUUUGGUCUCACGCGGUUGGAACUGUUGGAUUUGAGUGAGAAUAAGGUGCUCAGCUCCAUUCCGGAUGAAAUGGACACGUUGAUCGCAUUGUGCUCGUUUAAUGUGUCCGAAAAUCGGUUGACCCAAUUGCCUGAUUCACUGUGCCGAUUGAAACACCUGAGGAACCUGAAUGUCAGUCAGAAUCGGAUCAACGCGUUGCCAACUCGUUUGUACCGAUUGAAACAGCUGGAACAGGCACACGUGUACGAAGGGUUGAGCUGGAAAGGAUUGUGGAUCAUUGGGAAUCCGUUAGAAAGUAUACCGAAAUCGGUGUGGCAAUCAACUAGCACAAAAGGGUUGUGGAAAUAUUUGCAGCUUCAGAAACGAAAACAGAAUACAGAACAACAGGUGAUAAAAACCAUCAUUCUUGGCGCUGCCUCAUCCAGUCGGUCUAUGCUCAUGGAACACUUGAUUAAAUCUAGCCAUCCUCAAAAACAACAGACGAACAUUUGGCAAAAGUUGACAGAAGUUAGCUACUUUGAUCCAUUGUUUCGGGAACAAGUGUAUCUGGGUGACAGUUCGCUUAUUUCGAGUCCCGUGGUGAUCAGUCGAUGCCAAUCACCAAACGGCAUUCCGUUAGUAUUCUACGAAAUGCAGGACGAAGCGACUCCGACAAAAGAGGAUCCCUGUGGUGCGGUUCAACCCAUCUCGCUGUUUCCCCUCGUUCACAGGCACGUGUUUGAUGCAGAAGCUCUGUACAUUGUUGUGUUUGAUUUGGCAGCAUUAUUCUUCCCAAGAGCAGAACCAGAGGUUAUUAGAGACCGAUUCGAGCGCAAUGUCGGUUGCUUGUUGACCCAGAUUCAAUUGUAUGCACCCGGUGCGAUAGUUAAACUUGUUGGAACAUUGUCAUCGGGUCAGAAUCUGAGCGGUCUCACUGUCGAGCAAGUGGUCAGUAUGUUCUCGACUGAGCAUACAUCCACGCUUGACCUAGUUGCACAAACACAUUUUGAUUCGGAAGAUGAAGCAGAGGAGAAGAACACUUUGGAAGAGACUGGCAAGACGGACCCAAUGCGUGUGCUCAUCCUUCAGAUGGCAGACGAUAGUUGCCAGGAAGAGGGAUUUUUUUGUUUCAAUCCUUUGGAUUGGCUCAUGCAUUUUGUUGAUCAAUUUUCAAAUGAGACAGAAGGAUUGAUCACGGAUAUUGAUAUCACCCAUUGUUUAUAA
Echinostoma caproni is the source of this 1890-nucleotide messenger RNA. The record is from the annotation of a GenBank genome assembly. Lineage: Eukaryota; Metazoa; Platyhelminthes; Trematoda; Plagiorchiida; Echinostomatidae.